AUGUCUGCCGACACAUCAGCAGGAGCGAAUGAGGACCAGAGAGCCUCUCUGACUUCCCGAAUACUCCCUACCAUGACUUUGUCGAAGGGAUCAAGUCCACUCACUCGCCCUCUCGCCCCAGUGCCUUUUACAUCGGCUCGUGAGCGAGCAGAAGCACGAUUCCAAGUUCAGGGCAAAGCCAUAGUCACCGGCGGAGCAGGAGCACUAGGCAUAAUAUCAGCACAGGCUCUCCUGGAGCACGGUCUUUCCUCGCUAUGUAUUAUGGAUCUCCCUAGGACCUUGGAGACAUCAGAAGAACAAAUCCAAUCUCUAGCAUCGAAGUUUCCCUCUGUCAAUAUAACCACAAUCCCCUUGGACGUGACAUCAAUGGAGUCAAUCGAAGCCGCAUUUGAGCAGGCAAGCAAGACAAUGGAAGGCAUCGACAUCCUCUGCUGCUUUGCUGGUAUCCCCGGCUGCCAGCCGUCCCUCACAGUAACACCGGACCAGUUCAACCGAGUGAUAGACGUCAACCUGAAUGGGUCUUUCUUCUGCGCCCAGGCAGCAGCAAAGCGCAUGGAAUCCUCAGGCAAAGGCGGAUGUAUCUUAUUCACUGCGUCGAUGUCUGCCCGUUAUACCAAUUUCCCACAGCCGCAGGCUGCUUACAAUGCGAGCAAGGCUGGAGUCGCGCAUAUGACUCGAAACCUGGCUGCUGAGUGGGCCGUUCAUGGGAUCAGAGUGAAUAGUAUUAGCCCCGGGUAUAUGGACACCAUUCUUAAUGCUGGGGACAGCCUGGCGGACGUUAGGAAGAUUUGGGAUUCGCGUUGUCCGAUGGGCCGGAUGGGGGAUCCCGAGGAGAUUACUGGAGCUGUUGUUCUUUUGUGUAGUCAGCGUGCAGGACGGUACAUCACUGGUGCUGAUAUUGUUAUUGAUGGGGGGACUUUGACUCUGUGA
Messenger RNA from Penicillium mononematosum, 930 nucleotides. RefSeq lists its product as uncharacterized. The coding region runs from base 1 to 930 and encodes 309 amino acids. Gene Ontology annotation, molecular function: oxidoreductase activity, acting on the CH-OH group of donors, NAD or NADP as acceptor. The record is from RefSeq and is a predicted model, not a curated record. The transcript has a single exon. NCBI's taxonomy places the organism in Eukaryota, Fungi, Ascomycota, Eurotiomycetes, Eurotiales, Aspergillaceae.